AUGGCGGAGGGGGGAAAGCCGCGGAAGCACAGCGAGGAAAGCGUGAAGCUAUUUGUUGGUCAAGUGCCGAAGCAUAUGACGGAGGCGCAGCUCAUGACAUUGUUCAAAGAGUUCGCUCUCGUCGAAGAAGUCAACAUCAUCAAGGACAAGACUACGCGAGCUUCUCGAGGAUGUUGUUUUCUAAUCUGUCCGUCGAGGCAAGAAGCAGACAAGGCGGUAACUGCCUGUCACAACAAGAAGACUCUACCUGGGGCAUCUAGUCCAUUGCAAGUGAAGUAUGCUGAUGGCGAGUUGGAAAGAUUAGAGCACAAACUCUUCGUGGGCAUGCUUCCAAAGAAUGUAUCUGAUGCUGAAGUGUCUGCUUUAUUUUCUCAAUACGGAACAAUCAAGGACUUGCAAAUUCUUAGAGGCUCUGAGCAAACUAGCAAAGGAUGUGCUUUUCUGAAAUAUGAAACAAAAGAACAAGCUCUUGCAGCCAUUGAGUCCCUUAAUGGGAAGCAUAAAAUGGAGGGUUCAACUGUCCCUUUGGUAGUCAAGUGGGCUGAUACUGAAAAAGAAAGGCAAGCUCGGAGGGCUCAGAAAGCUCUUUCACAGGUGGCUGGUUCUCCAAAUGCUGAUGGCAGACAGCAUCCUUCGUUGUUUGGCGCGUUACCAAUGGGGUAUAUGCCACCAUACAAUGGAUAUGGCUAUCAGGCUCCUGGGGUUUAUGGAAUCCUGCAGUAUCGCAUGCCCCCAGUUCAAAAUCAACAUGGUUUCGCAAAUAUGGUCUCACCUGUGAACCAAGUAAAUGCCUUAAGAGGAGUUGCACCUGAUGUUUCACCUGGAAUGGGCCCAAGAAAUUAUGCCUUGUCACCUGGAAGUUAUGUUGGAUCUUCGUUCCCUGCAGUACCAGGGGUUCAGUACCCUUUGGCUUAUCCCGGAGGAGUCAGGCCCUCUGGUUCUGCUCCAGCUGUCAGUGCAAGUAGCCCUGCAGCAUCUUCAAGUGUCAGUACAAGUUCUGGGAGUCAAGUCGAAGGUCCACCUGGCGCAAACCUAUUUAUCUAUCACAUACCUCAAGAAUUUGGUGAUCAGGAGCUUGCCAGCGUCUUUCAACCAUUUGGUAGGGUCUUGAGUGCCAAGGUUUUUGUUGACAAGGCGACUGGAGUUAGCAAAUGCUUUGGAUUUGUCAGUUACGAUUCCCCCCCAGCUGCGCAAAAUGCUAUUAAUAGGAUGAAUGGUUAUCAAUUAGGAGGUAAAAAGUUGAAAGUACAGCUGAAACGUGACAAUAAACAAAGUAAACCUUACUGA
Molecule: messenger RNA, 1287 nt
Organism: Oldenlandia corymbosa var. corymbosa
Lineage: Eukaryota; Viridiplantae; Streptophyta; Magnoliopsida; Gentianales; Rubiaceae
Source: the annotation of a GenBank genome assembly